Messenger RNA from Aspergillus terreus NIH2624, 1008 nucleotides. RefSeq lists its product as uncharacterized. The transcript is spliced from 2 exons. The coding region runs from base 1 to 1008 and encodes 335 amino acids. NCBI's taxonomy places the organism in Eukaryota, Fungi, Ascomycota, Eurotiomycetes, Eurotiales, Aspergillaceae. The record is from RefSeq and is a predicted model, not a curated record.
AUGGAGCGAGACCGAGACGCGAAGUUGAUCCUCCAGCUUCUUUCCGAAGACCUCGAAGACAUCGAACAUAAACAAAAGGGCAAACAGCGUGCAGGAAAUUUGAGCGACCAUGAAGUUGCCCUAGCCUGUAUGAGAGACGAAAUCCUGGCGGCCCGAACAUCCAUCGAGGACAGUAUCCUGGCCAUCAGCACGAGCGCUGCAAUCGCCACCGAUCAAAAGAUCCUAGCAUCUCUCCGACAGGAAGAAACGCUCGCAACCCAAGACCGUCACUACGCACUUGCCCUCAACGGCGACGAACAACCCCCGGAUGCACCACACGCAGUAGCUGAAGAGCAUAACGAAGAUGCUGUCUCCAUCGCCUUUGGGGACAUCAUGGACCGCGCGGCUACACACAACGAAGCACACAGCAGAACAGCCGCAUCAGCUUCGGCAUCAUCAUCUCGGGCCCCAAUUCCCGGAACGGAGUGUGCAUCCUGCUUUGAGAAGUGCGAGCCCACGCUGUUCAUGGACUUCUGCCGCCACGCCUUCUGCCACGAUUGCACCCGACAGAUGUUCCUCAGAGCCACCAAAGACGAAGAGCUCUACCCCCCGCGCUGCUGCGGCCACAUCGUCACCCCGGGAAUAGCGAUGAGGGUCCUCGACUACGCCGAGCUCCGGUCGUUCAGCGAGAAGGCCAUGGAAUACUCCGCGAAGGACCGCGUGUGGGGUAAGGAGUUCUGUUACGUGUGCGGUCAGGCCUGGAAGACCUGCGACUGUCCCCUUUGGCAUGAGGACCGGCUGGUCGUCGUGGUGAACGAGGCCGUGGAUGAGGAAGUCGCGCCAGACGCGAAUGUUUACCAGCGCCGUAACGCCGCUGCCCGGAUCAGAGAGGAUCUAUUGCACCACGAGGAUAUUGGCUGCGAUCAUCACCGACGGUCCCAAUGGGCUUGGAGAGACAAAGGUUGCGCUGCGAGAUCUGCAACACUUACAUGCGUGCGUACAUAUUUGUAUGCAAGAACUGCCGCAUGA